Molecule: messenger RNA, 4756 nt
Organism: Xiphias gladius (swordfish)
Lineage: Eukaryota; Metazoa; Chordata; Actinopteri; Istiophoriformes; Xiphiidae
Product: inhibitor of nuclear factor kappa-B kinase subunit alpha-like
Exons: 22
Coding region: 195-2483 (762 amino acids)
Biological process (GO): peptidyl-serine phosphorylation; tumor necrosis factor-mediated signaling pathway; positive regulation of transcription by RNA polymerase II
Cellular component (GO): IkappaB kinase complex; cytoplasm
Molecular function (GO): ATP binding; IkappaB kinase activity
Source: RefSeq, a predicted model, not a curated record
GCGGGAGUUGCGCUUUGCUGAACGCAGCCUCGGGCCGUUUCGAAGAAGCACAGCCGGGGUUUCUGGUGACAUCACGUAGGAAAGUACACAGUCUCACGGCGCAACACUGACCCCGAAAACAACAAGACGCGGUCUCAUUUCCACCGACAACGGCUCAUGACACCGUCGUAGGAGCCCCAGGUCUUACUACAGCAAUGGAGAAACCUCCCUUCAGACAGAACCAGAACUGCGGAGACUGGGAGCUGAAAGAGAGGCUGGGCAUGGGCAGCUUUGCCCAUGUUUACCUCUACCAACAUCAUGAAACAAACGAAAAACUAGCUGUGAAAAUGUGCCGCCUAGAGCUCACGCCAAGGAACAAGGACAGAUGGAGCAGAGAAAUCCAAAUCAUGAAAAAAUUAAAUCACUUAAAUGUUGUGACAGCCCGAGACGUCCCAGAGGAGAUGAAGCACAUAGCCUUAAAUGAUCUUCCACUGCUGGCCAUGGAGUACUGCUCCAGGGGAGACCUGAGGAAGGUGCUGAGCAAACCUGACAACUGCUGCGGUUUGAAAGAGAGUGAAGUGCUUUCAUUACUCAACGAUGUUGGAUCUGGUAUCCAGUAUCUGCACGAAAACAAGAUCAUACACAGAGAUCUUAAACCUGAAAACAUAGUGCUGCAAGAUAUCAAUGGAAAGCUGGUUCACAAAAUCAUCGAUUUGGGCUAUGCGAAAGACCUGGACCAGGGUAGUCUGUGUACCUCCUUUGUCGGCACGCUGCAGUACCUGGCACCUGAGCUGUUCGAGAAUAAGCCUUACACUGUUACUGUGGACUACUGGAGCUUUGGCACGAUGAUAUUUGAAUGCAGUUGUGGUUUUCGUCCUUUCUUGCACAACCUGCAACCUGUGCAGUGGGCUAGCAAAGUGCGGAACAAAGGUCCCAAAGACAUUAUGGCUGUAGAAGAACUGAAUGGAGAAGUCAGAUUCUCCACACACCUCCCCUACCCCAACAAUCUCAGCAGGACACUGUCGGAGCCGAUGGAGGCGCUGCUUCAGCUAAUGUUAAAGUGGGAUCCUGUCCAGAGAGGAGGCAAAGUGAACCCUGACACCAAGAAACCCCUUUGCUUUGAAGUACUGGAGCAGAUACUGAGUAUGAAGGUUGUCCACAUCCUGAACAUGACCACAGCUCAGGUCCACUCUUUCCAGCUGACUCCAGACGAGAGUCUCCACAGUCUGCAGAAGCGCAUUGAGGCCGAGACCAAGAUCGAAGUGGUGAACCAGGAGCUGCUGCAGGAGACAGGCGUGUCACUGGACCCCAGAAAGCCGGCUGCACAGUGUGUCCUAGAUGGCGUGAGAGGGUGGGAUAGCUACAUCGUCUACCUGUUUGACAAGAGCAUCACCAAGUACUCUGGUCCCCUCAGCGCCAGACAGCUGCCUGACAAAGUCAACACUAUCGUCCAAGAGGCCAAGACCCAGCUGCCCCUGGUUGCGUUGAAGAAGGUUUGGGGUGAAGCAGUGAGCUACAUCUGUGGUUUGAAGGAGGACUACAGCAGACUUUUCCAAGGACAGAGGGCUGCUAUGUUGAGCCUCCUGCGCUACAACACCAACCUGACUAGGUGUAAGAACAGCAUGUUUGGCUUCUCUCAGCAGCUGAAAGCCAAGCUGGACUUCUUCAAGAGCAGCAUCCAGUACGACCUGGAAAAAUACAGCGAUCAGAUGCACUAUGGCAUAUCCUCUGAAAAGAUGCUGAAAGCCUGGCAGGAGAACGAGGAAAGAGCUGCUGCUUUUGCACAGGUGGCAGAGGUGAGCCAUUUGGAUGAUGAGAUCAUGGCUCUGCACUCUGAGAUAGUGGAACUUCAGAGGAGCCCGUACGCCCGACGCCAAGGAGACAAGAUGGAGCAGCUAGAAGAAAAAGCGAUCAACCUCUAUAAGCAACUGAAGAUGAAGUGCAAAAUACCUGAGCCAGAUGUGAGCAGCGACAGCUCUGAGAUGGUGAAGGCCAUCAUUCAGACUGUCCAGAACCAAGACAAGGUCCUCAAAGAUCUGUACACCCACCUCAGUAAGAUCCUGAUAAGCAAACAGAAGAUCAUUGACUUGUUUCCACGAAUUGAGAAAACCCUGGAGAGCAUCAAGGAUGCUGAUAACACAGUGAUGCAGAUGCAGAUAAAGAGACAGAGAGAGUUCUGGCACUUACUGAAGAUUGCUUGUGCUCAAAACUCGUCACGUAGCUCGAUAGCAGCCAGUCCCGAGUCAUCCAACCUGCUGCAGGUUUCUCAGUGGUCACAGUCAGCACAGCCUGUCAGCUCCCCACAUCCUCUAACCUCCCUACCCGGGCCAAAUGACAGUGAUGCUGCCCCGCGCCUGCUGCAGGAGAACCAGAAGUACCUCAGUCAGCUGACCAGCCUGAUGCAGGAGGCUGCUGAUGAACAGGCCAAGAGCAUAGUGGACCAAGACUGGAGCUGGACGAAAUACGAAACUUUAACAACAAAAUUAAAAAAGCGAAAUGCGUAAGACCUGUUGCGUCCUCCGUCCCUGCUUGUGCUCCGAGUAACACUAAGGACUGUAAGCUGUAUCACAGCGGAAUGGCACCAAACAUUGUACAGUUGUACAUGGACUUGGGAUAUUCUCUUUAAAAAACAAAACAAAAACAAAAGGGUUCUCUUGAUCUUCUUUUUAAAAAAUAAGACCGGGUUCACACAUGCUCAGUGGUGUCUGCCCACUCCCAUCGUCUCACCUGGAGGAAAGUUUGAUCAAUGAAUAUUCUUGUUUUUGUAUGAGAAAACAGACGAAGCCGUGUCUCUCCACUCCUUUUCCUUUUGCUGCACAAUAUUUAUCAUAACUCAUUAUAACUGAUGAUAUUCAUUUUAACUGUUAUUGCAAACAUGAGCAAAACUGUAGCACCACAUUUGAGGGUUUGAGGUGGAUUUGUGACACGGGAGGAUGGUCGACAAACGCGGGAACUAGUUCAGCCCACCGACACACAAGGAAAAGGCAGGAAUUGGUCGGGGGUGUGGCGGGGGGUUGAGGAGGAAAUUACAAUCACGCAAACAGCACUUUGAUACUCCCACGUAUCCUCUCUGCAAAGAGACGAAACGUUCCAGGCUGCCAAGACUGUCGCAGGGUUUAAAGUCAUGACAAGACAGAAACUGUUGUCACUCAAAAUCAAUUUGUAAUAUUUUACUAUAAUCAUUAUGGGGUUUAAAUUCUAUGUACAUGUUGUUUUGAUUUACACUUUUUUUUUCUUUUUUUUUUUUUUAAAUAAAGUGUUAUACAUCAUAGGCAGUGUUUUGUCAUGAUAUGUGUGACAGAUGUGGCUGGCCAUUAUAUUUAUACAAUGUCUAUACUGUACAUCUGUCCUUUUAAAAAUCAGUUUUAUGUCUCAUUUAUGUGCACAUACUAUUUCUUCGGAUGGUAAAUGCUGUGUUUGUGUCAUAUAAAGCUGAAACAGUUAAUCAGUAGUCAGGUUUAGGGGAUGAGUCAAUUAAUUGACUGGUCCAGUGAAAGAAAAACGAUCAACUGAUUUGACAAUCAGUCAAUUGUUUAUGGUUUUGGACAUAUGGACGCAUACAGAAAGCUAUUUGAAGACAUCCCCUUGGGCUCUGGGAAAUUAUUGAUAAGGAUUUUCCACUUGUUUUUUUUUUUUUUUUUUUUUUUCGGUCAUAUAUGAUGGUAAACUGAAUACUUUUGGUUUUUAGACUACUGCUUGGAAGACACGAGCAGUUUUAGAGGAAAAUAUGUCAGCACAUCCUCCAGCAGUAUGCAGCUGAAUUAAGUGCUUCUCCGUUUGUGGACUGCAAACUUCCAGGGGGAAGAGGGACUGGAACACAGUGAUUUUAUUUGCAGCCUUUUAAUAACACAAACAGAUCAACAUUUACACACGUUUAGCCACAUAAAACAAUUUUACUUGUCAUUGGAUAAUUGGGUUCAAAUCUAUUGUCAAUUUUGACUCUUGUUGUUUCGAAAACGUUGUAUUGUUUGCAUUGUGAAACGCUGCAAAUCAAUCAGCCUGCGCCAGCCCCUUGUUUUCCCUUGGAGCACUUUUUAUGCAGAGAAAUGACCAUAGGCAUAUUUCAGGAGGGAAAUGUAUCUAUUAAUCUGCUGACAAAUAUUAAUAGAUAAUGAACAAAACUGCAGCCCUAAAUGCCAUGUGGGAGUUGUUUCCGACUUGUGAAUAAAGUUUGCAUCAAUAUUCAAGACAUGAUUAUUCCAGGACGCUCAGGUUUUCAGAAAAGCUCCGGUACAUCCGAUUGGUGCCUAAAGCCCCUGAAAACUUGGCGACAAAAUCUUACGUAUUUCUCCAUAACGUUAAAUAUUCAUGACUACAUUAUCACCAAAGUUCUUUAAUCUGCUUCAUGAGGAUUGUUUGGGUGUAGUUUGAUCAGAUUUGAUUGACAGCAACCAAACAUCCCACCAACUGUCAAAUCCUGAUUGGAGCAGAGGAGUCCAUGGCAUCACCUUUUUCUAAUUUAGCCCCGUCCGCUUGAAACCAGUGAAAAGACCGAAGACAGAAACAGAAAUCACUCAUGUGAAAUACCCAAUAGUGUGUUGAUGUAGGCUCCUGUUACUUAUUGUAAAAAUCUGAUAGAAGAAAAUAAGUUUUCAGUGCUUUUAAAAACAACUCCCAUCGUUCAAGGUAGUUAAACCCAAAUUUGUUGAUGGUGCACAGUAUUUACCCUCACAUGACCAUCUCUGCUGUCACACGGGAGUUGUACAUGUGGGGGCACUCACGUGCUGUAAAAAGUACUACAACAAACAAAUAUUUUCCUUAUUAUUAUUAUUAUUAU